CACACUCCUAACUCUCAUUACGUGCAAUCAACUAAAAUCUCUCUCUCUCUCUCUCUCUCUCUCUCUCAAGAAAUGGGUGGAUCGGUGUCAAGUCCUGGUGGGAGCCUGAAGAAGAGUGAGUGUGGUGUUGGGCCAACGAAAAUGCUACUAAAGGUGACCGUGGAGAAUAGCUUGGGAGCAAUUCAGGUGCUGAUGCGCCCCGAAGACACCGUCGCCGAUUUGAUUAAGGCAGUCUUGUCCAUUUAUGCCUACGAGAAGAGAAGGCCACCCUUGAAGGACACUCCUCCUCACUCCUACGACCUUCACUACUCUCCCUUCACCCUCCAAAGUUUGAAUCCAAAUGACAAGUUGAAAAACCUCGGUUCAAGGAAUUUCUUUCUCUGUUCCAGACCUCCUACCUUUUAAUUCUGGCUAAUUAACGGACGCCCAUUCAUUCGUUGAUUCAUUCUUGCAUGCAUUUCCCAACAGUUUAUUUUAAUUAUUGCAUUCCUUUUUUACGAUCAUUGUGUAUACUAGUGUAUGUAAUCAUAUUGCAAUGUUGGCAUGUCGUCAUGAAACUAUGGACAAACUUCUAGAGAGAGUGCACUUUUCUGUGCUUCCCUUAUUUUAAAUUAUCUUUGUGAGUUUGGUCAAGUUUUGGAUACGUGCGUGGAGGUAUGUCUGAAUACAUCAAGUAAGUACUAUCUAGUAGUGCAACGUUGAAUGGCUUUGUUGUAUAUAUGUGCAUUGCUCCUGUCUUACAGAAUUUAAAAUACAAUGUAGGAGUAAUUUAUUUGAGUGUAUGUGUCUAUUAGUAUAGUCGUCGACAUGCACUGGCAGAGUCAAAUUUUUCAUAUUUUCUUCAAAAUAUUUCUUGCAAGCUUUGAAUCUCAUACUCUCAUCACCACCGAAUGUAACAUCUGGCCAUGAUUGAUUUAUUUUUUUGUCCUGUUGUCUUGUCUUAUUCUUUGUUCCUUCAACCAUUCUAUUCUUUUUAAUUUUUAAGAUUUUUAUACAUACAUGAUAUCGUUAAUAUCGUUAAUUUCUCAAAUAAAAAAUUUUAAAAAGAAUAAAAUUUAUUA
Molecule: messenger RNA, 1061 nt
Organism: Arachis duranensis
Lineage: Eukaryota; Viridiplantae; Streptophyta; Magnoliopsida; Fabales; Fabaceae
Exons: 2
Coding region: 73-405 (110 amino acids)
Source: RefSeq, a predicted model, not a curated record